GUCUUGAAGCCUGUCAAAUCACAGUCUCUUUGUCCCCCGUGAGACAUCAACCUUUGGUCGUCCUCGAUGCUAUCACUAUGCGACAUCGAGCAUGAAGCCUAUCCGACGUUAUCACAGACACUCUGUGGCCGAGAGGCCGCCAGAUUGAUGCAUCAUGCCCUCCUCUACUCAAGACAAUCCUAGUCCCUCGGCCUCCUCCAUGUUUCUUCCCCUUGGAAGAAGAGGCCGGAGGGACUCCAGAUCUUCCUUGUCUAAUGAGUUAGAUCAAGACGCCCUCAACCAUGCCCUCAAUACCAUCCAUACCGCAGCCUCCCAGUCGAUCAAUCUGACGGUCUUCAACGAGUAUACAGAUCCUCCUGCGGCCGCCUCGUACCAAGAAAACAAGUCGUUGGCCGGCGAGAUACAAGGCGGGAUAUCAGGGCUCUACAACAAACUCAAGGCUAGUGUGGGCGUCGCGAAAGAGAUCGAAGAGCGCCAUGAAGAGCAUGGUGCAUUGGUCCUACCGGACGAUAUGGCCGCCUCUAAACCCAGCUCGGGGCUGACAUCCAAGGCGCAGUCGCCCAGGCUCCAUGCCUUCGACUCUCCCUUUCCCGUUGAGCAGGCUCCCUAUGCGUUCAAGAUGUCCUCUAAGGCGACAAGUGUAUCCAAGGUGUCUCUACCAUCGACUCCUUCGAUCAGAUCACCCACUGGCCAUCCCCAGCCUUCGGCCCACCUGGCCGAUCCUUCUGUCACGAGUGUCAAUAUCCAUGCUGUCGGUGCAGGAGGUCACUCAAGAAAUGGUUCAGGUUUCGAGCUCGAGUCGCCCAAAGCGGAUCGAAACCUGACAGCUCCUAUCGAUAGUGACAGUCUCCGGAGAGUUUUUUCCAAGCCUAAUACUGAGAAUACCGCAACGGAUCGGAGUAAUCGCCACGUUACCUCGCCUCGACUAUCAGCAUCACAAAGACCUAACUCUAAAUUGACUGUGUCGCAUGAGCGUGGGCUGUCGUCGGCGUCCACGCAGAGCCAUACGAGCCAUCCAGACGCAUUGGCCAAUUCUCAACAGUCCACACCCAUUGUAGAUGGGUCUGUUGCCAGAGUACCAUCGAGACAGGAGACUGCAUCAUCCCAGAAACACCACAGCAAUCCGUUAGACCUGCUUGCUGAAAAUGCCGUUCAUCCUGGCAAGAGCCACCCAGGGCCACAGGGGAAACAAGCUGAGACUCCGGUCCUUAAAUCGCCUCUUUCAAUCACUUCAGACUCCAGGCCCUCUGAAAGACUUGCGCCCCGAAUCAGCCAAUCCAAAUUACCAGGGUUCCGCGCUUCCCGGACGUCAUCGUCAGAUUCCACAGUUCUAACAGGGAUGUCACGUUCAAAUCGCGAUGACUCUCUAGGUACCGAGCUGGACGAUGGCCCACGCGCUUCUCAGGCACGGCCUGUCAACCGGUUGAGGAGUAAGCUUCUAAGCAAGGAGUUCUGGAUGCGAGAUGAGAACGCCAAGGAUUGCUUCCAUUGUGGUGAACCAUUCACGACGUUCCGUCGCAAACAUCAUUGCCGAACCUGCGGUCAAAUCUUCGAUAAUAAGUGCACCGUCGUUAUUAGCGGAAGCCACUUUGGCGCCAACAGUGCGGUUCGUGUUUGCAAACCCUGCGAAUCUAUUAUCACUUCUCACGACGACGAUUCUUCCGACUAUUCAGUCGAAGACCUAUCCCUCAUAGAUGCUGGUGUUCGUCCUCGUACGCCGGAACCUGAUUUUCUGAAUCGGCAUCUUGCACGCUCCGACGACGAUAAUGCCUCUCUGGCCUCCCAAUCCUUGGAGCAGAUGUCAAAAACUCCUACUAUGAGUUUCCCUUUGCGGCGGGCGUUUGAAGGUGCAAAUCGGAGUUCGGCUGUCCUUGAGUUCGACACCACGGAUCGUCCGUUGCCUCGCCCAAGCUCUUCCAGGUCGUUGAAACCAAGUCACUCUAUUGGUCAUGGCCACAAGCGACAUCAUUCUAAGCACCAGCAUAUCCGAAAUUUCAAAGCUUAUCACGAAGAUCGUGCUCCAUUUCAACGGCGCGCUGCCGAGGAAGUUUUGAAAGAGGGCAAGUCGUCUGCUUUCCACCGUGACAGCAUCAUCGAUCCCGAUCUUGCACAAUAUCUCUCUGAUGACCCAUCCAGUGAGGAUGAGCCCUCUAUCAAUGAGGCCAUAGGCGCAGAUAAGCUCUCAAGCAGCGGGCCCGGCAACGACAGAACUGCGAUCGGUGGUCUCCUCGCUGCUGUGCGAAAGGGCCGAUCCCGUAUUGGCGAUCGCAGCAUCGCGGGGUUGUUGAGUCUGGGAAAAGAUAAUGAUGAUGUUAGUGUGAUUAGCUCUCGCAAUGUCGAAUCUUUGAGAGGCUCUCGGAAACGAAAUCUAAGUGUCUCCAGUAGCAUUCACCAACGCACGCCUCGGACCACAAGAGAACGUUUGCAGAUAAUCAUUCCGACUCAGGAUGAAGUACAGGAUUCUGCGGCCGAGGGCUCCAGCAUCUACCGCGGACGGUCAAGGAUGAUCCGCAGUGCCUCUAUGCGUGGAGUGGCAGCUCCAGCAAUGGAACUCAACCGUGCCAGUAUACAACAUGUACACAAGCUCCUGCAGCAGCUUCUCAAAGAUGCUGAUGUCCCCAAGGUGUCGAGUUGGGAAGAUGCUCUUAUUCCAAUUCUACUCAAAGCUACCGAUGACGUUGAUCCCGAUGUACAAGGUGGUGAUGACAUAGACAUUCGCAACUAUGUGAAGCUCAAGAAAAUACCAGGUGGUAAACCAGGAGAUACAGCCUACAUUUCUGGCCUGGUCUUCACCAAGAAUGUGGCUCUGAAGAGCAUGGCUCGGUCCCAUUCAAACCCAAAAAUAUUGAUCAUCACUUUUGCUCUAGAAUAUGCUCGACACGAGCAGCAUUUCCUGAGUCUCGACCCUGUCAUCAGGCAGGAAAGAGAGUACCUGAAUAACCUCGUCGGCCGUAUUGCUGCACUAAAGCCUGAUGUUCUGUUGGCUCAGCGCAAUAUCUCCGGACUGGCACUAGAGCUUUUAGAGAAGGCUAAGAUUACAACGAUAUUCAACGUCAAAUCGUCUGUUCUCGAAGCUGUUUCGAGAUGCACGCGCGCUCGUGUCAUGCAUUCAAUGGAUAAGCUCACAUCGCAGGUGGAUCCCUUCGGCCGCUGCGAUUCUUUCGAGGUAAAGACGUUUGUGGCCGAAGGCCGGAAGAAAACAUACGUCUAUCUAUCCGGCUGCCCUCCAGCCCUUGGCUGCACGAUCGCGCUGAGGGGUGCAGAUCGACAAACACUUACCAAGAUUAAGCACGUCACGGAAUUCAUGGUGUAUGUCGUAUAUAAUUUGAAGCUAGAGACCUGCUUGAUGAGAGAUGAGUGGGCUCUAAUCCCGAGUGCGCCGACAGUGCAAGGAGCAGAUCCUGGACUUGGAUCGGCAAAUAUGACUUGUAAAGCACCUUCUGUGAGCAAUGAAGCUACUCAACCCACAAAGAUCAGAGAUGGAGGAACAGCCAAUGUUGAUGGUCUACCAAAGCCAGAAGCGGAAAUCUCCAGCACGGAUGUUAUCUCAUCUGAAAAAGACACCACUCCAGUAACGGCCACCAGAAUGGACACAGCGGACUCAGUCCACAUUCCGGAUGACAUUCCUGUGCCUACGUUUUAUGAAGACCUUGUACUGAAACAUGAAACCCGGAUCCUCUCAGCAUCCCCCUUCGUCAAGUUCUCUCAGCCUUAUCUGUUGAUGCGUGCCCGCGAAUUGGAGAGACGGGUGGUAUAUCUCAAGAGACUUCGAGACCAGGACUUAUCUGCUGAGCAAGCGAUGGAAGAUAAGGGCAAGUCUGCUAAGUUCACCUUACUUCAACCCGAGAUGGUCCAUAGACCCUUGGCAGGAGCGAGCAAGAAGGUUAGGGAAAUCAUUCAUGCUGUUCACGACGCUGAGUACGACAAAGCUCUCUACAAUUAUGAAACUCAGAAGAAGCAGUGGGAAACUUAUCUCUCGGGAAACCGCAAUCUCUUCGAUCCUUUCGCUCACCAGAACAUCGUGGUGCUGUUCAGCCUUGUCUCGACUGAAACCUCUGUGCCAUGCUCAGGGCCGGAUCUCUUGGCCUUCAGCUUCUACAACGAACACGAGACAGAAGCCGAGUUUGAAGCCGAUUGCACGCUUGGCCAAUAUGUUGAGGAUCUCUGUUAUCGUGCAAAUGAAGCCUGCCAAUCAGAGGCUUGCGAAAAGAAGAUGCACGAGCAUCACCGACAGUAUGUGCAUGGGGAGGCUCAAGUCACGGUUUUUGUACAACAAUAUCCCUCAAAAAUGCGUGGUUUCCAAGAUGUCAUACUCAUGUGGAGUCAGUGCAAGGUUUGUGGCGUCGAAACAACUGUCACUCCCAUGUCACCAAGUACCUGGAAAUACUCUUUUGGCAAAUACCUCGAGCUCUCCUUCUGGAGUGCAGACCUUCAUGCCCGAGCUGGGAUCUGUCCUCAUGACCUUCACCGAGACCACCUGAGGUACUUUGGCUACAAAGAUUUUGCCUUGCGCGUUCACUAUGAUCCUAUCGAUCUCCUGGAGAUUAUCGUUCCAAGGAUGAGAAUCACGUGGAAAGUUGACAACGAUCUGAUAUUUCGCAACGAAGUAUAUACUCGUUUGGAACAGCGAAUCACACGAUUCAUGGUAUCCGUGAAACUGCGCUUGAAGAACAUUAAUGUCGAUGCUGUGUUACCUGAAGCUGCAGAAGCUUGUCGAGCUGAAAUUGAGAAACUUACCAAGAGAGCCACCGAAGAGCAUGCCAGUUUGAUCAAGAAGCUUCAGGAAAGUUAUACCAAUUCAAGGUACUGGGAGACCAUUCCUUUGAAUAGCAUCGUGCGAGAGAGCCAAGAGAAGGUAUCAGAAUGGGACACUGUCUUUUCUGAUUUCGAGCGUGAUUUCUUCCCUUCAGAAAAAGAUAUUCGCAGACUCGCUACAUUGCAGCUCAAGAAAAUCUUCCUAGAUCGUGAUAUUUCGGUGACCUCACUUACGACCCAGGACGAGGGAGUGACGACGCCGCCCAUGGAAGAGAGAAUCGAUGAAAAGGAAGAAUUGGAAGAGCAACGGCCCAAUAUGCUCGAAUUACGCAGAGGUUCAAAACUAUCCCCCGAGAAGACGCAGAAUGUUCUCCAGUCUGUUCUCGAUGAGCAUUCUAACCACGCAUCGACGGAAGACGAGUCGUUGUUAUCGCCAGCAACCACGCAGACGGAUGUCCAGAAUCUUCCUUCCGUACUGGAUGGACCAAGAAACAUUGAAGAUGUCAAACACUUGGAUCUUGCAAUAGAUUUGCCAGGCCACCGAGAAACUAUGUCUGCCGCUGCUGCGGAGGAUUCUAUGACCAACGGGCAACCAGAAGUCUUUGUCUCCGAAAUCUCUCCUACCCCUUCUCGAAGCACUGACGCGCCUGGGACGCUGCUCACAAGUCCGAAAACACAAGCGGUUGAUAUGCCAGUGUUGACUGAAGACGGCACUCCAUCAUCGUCGGUACGGCGAACGGCUGAUGGUAAAGCCGCCUCGCCAAAGCUUUCUCGCGCACAUUCUCAGCCAGCCGGCGUCAUAACUCUACGUCAAACCGCGGGUCAGCCCCCUACGAGCACCCUGUCUGCGAUUAACGCUAUGAAUGGCUUUGGAUCUACUAAGAAUAGUCCUUCCUUGUCAGCAAUCAGCCCUGAUUCUAGUCUCUUAAUCCCCGACAAAAAGCUUUCUGAACGGUUAGGUCUCUCACAACUUAAGAAGAAUACUUUCUCCAAAGGACAUUCGCUUAUACCACGAGCUAUCAAGGAACGGAAAGAGUCACGCGUGUCAAACCUAGCCAAGCACUUCGAACAGCUCAGUCGUGAAUUCGAACGCGAGAGAAUUAGAGAGAGGAAGUUGAGGGCCGCCAGGAACAGACAGUCUAGGAUCUAUCCGUUGGCUGUUUCAAAGCCCAUCGUUGAGGUCUACAAAGAUGUUGACGAGGCAGUUGAAGAAAGGGGUGACUCUGACGACGUCUUUGGCAUGGAUGAGGCUCCGGACCAAGACCAAAAGUCUGCAAAUACUGCGCAGGGUAUGGCGCAAAUCGACGUUGCUCAACGGGAAGCGCGUCCCUUUUUACCAACAGCGCCUCCCGAUAGCAUGGAAAAUGAAGUCGAUGCACAAGUUUCGAGUCACGCGCCUUCUGAGAACGAAGAUCGAAGUGAUGCUGAAGAGGUUUCGGAAGAGAUAUACCUCCCAGAUUCACCUGAAGAUCUGUUACGCAUGUCCCAGGAAGACAUGGAUCUCAAAGAACUUCCCAAGCAUGAACGUACCUCACUCAUGAAGAUGCUGACCAAUUUCUGGGCUGAACGAUCUGCAAGUGGAUGGACUCCGCUUGAGUAUCCUCUUGGAGCGUCUGAUCAUAUCUUUGCCGAUUGCGAUAUCAUCGUUCGUGAAGACGAGCCAAGCUCCAUUAUUGCGUUCGCCCUUGACUCCCAAGACUACAAGACCAUGCUGCAGGAUCUUCAGAAUCGCCCUGUCCGCGACAGUGUUCAUUAUAUGGGUGGACAUGAUCAUUCAGACGCUCUACAAGCCGAUGUCAUGCACUCUUUGCUGCGGAAGACUGGUACUCACCUAAAGUACCAAUUUCAAGAAGGCCCGGCCAAGAUGCUCUGCAAGAUAUUCUUUGCCGAGCAAUUUGACGCUGUUCGCCGGAAAUGCGGCGUUGCCGAUAGAAUCAUCGAGUCACUCUCCAGAUGUGCCAAGUGGGAUUCGAAAGGUGGAAAGACCAAAUCACUUUUCCUCAAGACUUUAGACGAUCGAUUCGUGCUCAAGUCACUUUCACCUAUCGAGACGCAGUCCUUUCUCAAGUUCGCCCCAAACUAUUUCCAGAUCAUGUCCGAAGCGUUCUUCCACGAGUUGCCCUCUGUAAUCGCCAAAAUGCUCGGCUUCUACCAGAUCAUCAUCAAGAACCCGGUGACAGGUCUCGAAUACAAUUGGUUUUUGUUGGUGAUGGAGAAUUUGUUCUACGACCGUAUCCCAACACGCAUCUUUGAUCUAAAGGGCAGCAUGAGGAACCGCAAAAUCAAUGCAACUGGCGAGAAGAACGAGGUGCUCUUAGACGAGAACAUGGUUGAGUUCAUCUACGAAUCUCCUUUGUUCACACGUGAACAUAGCAAGAAGCUGCUCCGAAGCAGCGUGCACAACGACACGCUCUUCCUCGCCAGGCAAAAUGUCAUGGACUAUUCGUUGAUGGUUGCCAUUGACGAAGUGAGGAAAGAACUUGUGGUGGGGAUCAUCGAUUGCAUUCGCACAUACACCUGGGACAAGAAACUUGAGAGUUGGAUCAAGGACCGUGGUUUUGCACGUGGAGGGAAGAACAGGCCCACGGUAACAAGUCCCAAAGAGUACAAAAGAAGGUUUCGCGAGGCAAUGAACCGAUACGUGCUCGAGGCGCCGAAUUGUUGGCACCAGUUCAAACCAGUCAGGGUGGAGAGGAGGAUGCUACGCAUCGAGGGUGGUGCCGGUGACAAGGACGGAGACGUUGGUGAGAAUGAGAUUCAAAUUCUGUCAUAACCCAAAAAGGACGGCAGCAGCAUUUGUAUUGAUUUGUUAGAUCAAAUCAUGUGGGAUACGGCAAUGAGAGAGCGAAUAGUGGCAAGCUGAGAUAUAGCACGCUUUGUGUAUUUUCUUGUAUUAUGUUGCCUCCUCGCCGGAGCCAGCAGGUGGUGUUAGAUAUGAGGGAGCUCAUCAUGAGGUGUGUUUUUGGCAUAGCAUAGCGACAUGGCGUCGAUUUGGGUUCACCUAUCAGUACAUAGUUCCGAGGACAUGAGACAUAAAACGCAUAGCGUGAUUCGAUUUGAU
Messenger RNA from Exophiala oligosperma, 7816 nucleotides. RefSeq lists its product as uncharacterized. The coding region runs from base 155 to 7528 and encodes 2457 amino acids. NCBI's taxonomy places the organism in Eukaryota, Fungi, Ascomycota, Eurotiomycetes, Chaetothyriales, Herpotrichiellaceae. The record is from RefSeq and is a predicted model, not a curated record. The transcript has a single exon. Gene Ontology annotation, cellular component: fungal-type vacuole membrane; endosome membrane. Gene Ontology annotation, biological process: phosphatidylinositol phosphate biosynthetic process. Gene Ontology annotation, molecular function: ATP binding; metal ion binding; 1-phosphatidylinositol-3-phosphate 5-kinase activity.